This is a messenger RNA of Protopolystoma xenopodis, 504 nucleotides long. NCBI's taxonomy places the organism in Eukaryota, Metazoa, Platyhelminthes, Monogenea, Polystomatidea, Polystomatidae. The record is from the annotation of a GenBank genome assembly.
AUGAUCGAGGAUGAUGGAGGUAUUCAUUUCAUCAAAAGCUAUGACCUGAAGCCUGACAAUGAUAGAGACAUGAGCGGAGAAGCAGACAUUGGUCGUGGUGAGCUGACAGAGCGAUUGUAUUACCUUGACAACAAAGAAGAAAAUAGGUCAAAUGCAGAAGAAGAUGGUAUUGGUGAAGAUGAAGACGAAGACGAAGUUCAGGAUGAAGAUGAAAUGACCAUGGUGAAUCUGCCCGCCUCUCCACUGGAUCGUGGCGCCUUCUGUCUGCUCUCCACGCGACAGACGUUUGCAGCUCUCUGGUGGUUUGUACAGCCCCUACUUUUCGCGCUGAUCGGAGCUGAAAUUGACGUGACUAAAAUCAAAGGCGGUGCACUUGGUAAGUUAGCAAUUCCAUUAAUGCACGCCAAUCUCUUGUAUCACAAUACCAUUAUAUCAUUUGGUCUUCACUCGUCUCGGUCUGAAGAGGUGACUGAUUGUGUCGUUCUACAAGAAAGGGAUGUGUAA